Molecule: messenger RNA, 1950 nt
Organism: Penicillium cataractarum
Lineage: Eukaryota; Fungi; Ascomycota; Eurotiomycetes; Eurotiales; Aspergillaceae
Gene: arg2
Product: acetyl-CoA:L-glutamate N-acetyltransferase
Exons: 2
Coding region: 1-1950 (649 amino acids)
Biological process (GO): L-arginine biosynthetic process
Cellular component (GO): mitochondrial matrix
Molecular function (GO): L-glutamate N-acetyltransferase activity, acting on acetyl-CoA as donor; arginine binding
Source: RefSeq, a predicted model, not a curated record
AUGCGCCCGGCACAAUUGCUGCAUAUCGAUGCGCGGGCCCAACAUAUUACCGAGUUCUCGACUUCGAGCCGGAACUAUGACCGUCUGGGGCGUCGUGCGAAGGAGAAAAUGCUGGAUAAGGAGUCUGUACAAGAAGAAUCAUUACCAUCCGGUGUGAACCUCGGCUCUUUCUAUGGCGCCUCUCGAGCAGUGUAUGAAACUCCGGUGUUCCGGCAGAACACCACGCCCGUCCCCCGAGAACAGGAAUCAUGGGAAAGAAUACACUUGGCCUUGAUCAAAGUCACCGCGCCGCAGUCCCUUGAUGAUGAGACUCUCAACGGUGUGGCAAAGACGUUCUCACAACUCGUACGCCUGGGAAUGGCGUGCUGUGUGGUAGUCGACCCGGGCAACUUGGAAGAUCCCGCCACAAUUCGACAAGUUGCUAUUGAGCAGGCCACCCGGAUCGCAAAUGCAGUAGAUGCGCAACCGGAUUCAAAAUCGUUCCGCCUCGACUCGACUCUAUCGAUCUCUGAAAGCGAUCCGAGCCAUCCAACGGUCACGUCUCGGCAAAGGCUACUACGUCCGCUCCGGAACGGACAUGUCGUGAUCGUCACGCCAAUUGCCUACGUGGAUGAAAAUCCCAGAGCUGUAUCGGUAUCGGCGAAUGAUGCCGUUAUGACGCUCACCAAGGAAUUUGCCGGGUUGUCCACUAUCCCUGACCCGGACGAGGACCCGGCUGUGACUGCAGAAAAGAUUGGUGAGCUACAGAAGGAGGUCUCUCUGGAUCGGGUGAUUCUGCUACACCCACUUGGAGGAAUCCCGGCUUUCAAAGGCCCGCAGGCAUCUCAUGUCUUUAUUAAUAUGGAGCAAGAAUUUGACGAGAUCGAGGAAGAGCUGCUCGAUACACGGCGCGAUCUCGUCGGCGAAGGAAAAAUCACACGCAGCAAAGAUGAAGGACCGGCGGCUGCUUUCUUGGAAAGCAACCCCUUCUCCAAAUUUGUGGACCAAGAGGUAGUCUCCCCUCUCCCUGGAAAGACUAUCAAGAUCCCUGGCUCCAAGGCAAUGGGCUAUGUUCUUGAUGGCCACCUGGAGAAUCUCCGCCUCUCGCAACAAGCCCUCGCCAUGCUCCCAUCUGCCUCCUCGGGCAUCAUCACCUCCCCACAAGAAGUCGCCAACUCCGCCCGCGCACCCCAAGAGGCGGUCCCAGACAUGUCUGCCGUAGGAACGCGGCGCCAGCGCAAUCCCCUCAUCCACAACCUCCUUACCGACAAACCACUCCUGUCAUCAUCUCUUCCUCCUGGCCGCCGAGCGUCGAUCAACGGAUGUGCCAGCGCAAUCAGCGCUCUCCCCUCGCACUCUACCUUUGUCAAGCGCGGCAUGCCUCUCACAAUCCUCCCAAACCCAAGCGUACAGAUGUGGACAGCUUCAGGCCAGUCGCGCCUACAACUUAACGACCCCUCCAUUGAUCUCCCCCGACUGGUGCACCUAAUCGAAGAUUCCUUUGACCGCAAGCUCGACGUGAAAAACUACCUCGAGCGGGUGAAUGACCGCAUUGCCGGUCUGAUCAUCGCAGGCGAGUACGAAGGUGGUGCAAUCCUCACCUGGGAAGCACCACCGGGCGUAGUCGACGACGGCAGCGAAGCCAGCGCCGCGCGAAUGGUACCGUACCUGGACAAAUUCGCGGUGCUGAAGCGUAGCCAGGGCGCGGGCGGCGUGGCAGACGUGGUCUUCAAUGCGAUGGUGCGUACGUGUUUCCCCAAUGGGGUUUGCUGGCGCAGUCGCAAGGAUAAUCCUGUGAACAAGUGGUACUUCGAACGGUCGAGUGGGACGUGGAAAUUGUCUGAUAGUAACUGGACGAUGUUUUGGACAACGCCUGGACUGGUGGAGGAUACUCAGCGAUUCCGGGAUUACGAGGCUGUUUGUCGGAAUAUUCAGCCCAGUUGGGCUGAUAAUAAAAGCGUCGUUGAUUGA